This is a messenger RNA of Phyllotreta striolata, 2527 nucleotides long. The record is from the annotation of a GenBank genome assembly. NCBI's taxonomy places the organism in Eukaryota, Metazoa, Arthropoda, Insecta, Coleoptera, Chrysomelidae.
AAAAUGCUCCUUAAUAAUUAAAAAGUGUAUACAAAAUUUCAUAAAAAUAUCUGGAGUAAUAAGAAAAUUAUGAUAGAAAAACUAUUUUUCUAAAAUUGUAACACCCUGUAGCUCAAAAACUAAGAGGUAAAUAAACUUUUCUUCAUAAAAUCGUACAAAUAUUCACAUCCUGAAGGAUGAGUACUCAAUUAAUUAACACCCUGUAUAUUAGUAACUUCAAUUUUUCCCCCCUAACUGAAACCUAACUUGAAACCUAAUUUUACAAAUUCAUACACAAAAAAAUUAAAAUUCAAAAAAAUACGAGUUAUAGAUUAUUUUUAUUAUCAUUGAGUAGGUACAAUUUCUUACCAAUCUUCCACCACAAAAACAGUCCAAUUAAAUACCAAUUAAAAUGAGUUGUGCUGAAUAAUUUUUUUGUUACAGGCCAGUGUUUGUUUGUUAUGCCUCUGCGGCUUAACGGUGAUAACAGAAGCAGUAAAAUCCACCAUUUACGCGCCCUUACACGUGAUCAGUUUGGACGAUAUAACACCCAGUGAGCGGCGACAAAUCGCCUAUUUGGAACAAAAACUGGAAAGAGCCAAAAGAUCCGGCGCGGAUUCCGGCUCCGGCGCGAUCCUAAACAUAGUAAAAAACUCGAUCGGAAACACCAUCAAAAAGAAACUAACGCAAUUAACCAGAGCAUCGGCCGCCGCUUCGGGCCAAUUCAGCAAAACCAGCAGCCGCAGCGAAGACGAUUACCACCAUUAUCCCCAUUACCACGAAGAGGUCCACCACCACGAGCCGCACCACCACCAGGAGCCCUCCUUCGAUUUCUGGUACCUGAAGAAAUCGGUUCUGAACACGUUGCUUCAAGCCGUCAAGGCGAUCAAAGGCGGCGUGAUAGCGAUCAAGGGCCAGCUGAUCAAAGGCGGCGGCAAGCUGGUCUCGGCCUCGGGGAAGCUGGUGAGCGCCAAGGGCGAGGCCAUCACGAGUUUGGGCAAGAACAUCGCGAUGAACGCCAUAUUGGUGCCUUACCAAGCGUCUUCGUCCAACAAAGGCGCGCAUUAUACAGAUCACGGAGAGGUCGAAGCUCACUACCCAGGUCCCAGCGGGCACGAGGAAGUUUACCACGGGGAUUCCUCGGGUCCCGGUUACGAUUACCAUCAAGCGCCCGUCGAGACCCACCAUCACGAACACCAGCAUCCCUACCACGAAGAAGGAGCUGGGGGGUUGCUGAUACUUAGAAAGGUAGCGAACACGCACCAGCACCAGGAGUCGUACCAUCAGCAGGAGCAACACGUGCAUCCGAGGCAAUCGGCGAGCGCCAGCUCGAUCUUCAGCAAAUUGCUGUCGGCCUCCUCUUCGCUGGAUCCCCACAAGCCGGAUUUGUACGGGGACAACUACGAGCAUGACGGGGACAACGAGCUGGCGUCCGCGCCUUCGGAGCACAAACCUCGCGAGGUCGUCCAAUCGCUCAAACCCGCCAAACAGCAGAGCUUUAUCAAUCAAUUAUUACCAACGCAGAAACCCUUGAGCGAAGAGAAUAGUCAUAAGUACGGGGGGAUCAAUCAAUUAUUACUUACCCAGAAACCUUUGAGCGAAGAGAAUAGUCAUAAGUACGGGAUCAAUCAAUUAUUACCUACCCAGAAACCUUUGAGCGAAGAGAAUGGUUACAAGUACGGGAGUCAGUUUGUAGAGCCUGCGGUCAGGCCUCUGUCGCUCUAUUUGGAGAGUCCCAAGUUGGAGUAUUUGCAGCCUACGCCGAAUGAUACUGGUUCGAAUUUGGAGUACUUGGUGUCUCCUUUGGGCGAGUUGGGCCCGGAGCAACAGCAGGCCCCGUCGAACCAGCCGUAUUUCUACAAGUACCAAACCUCGCAGGAGAUGAGCAUAGUACCAUCGAUAUCGUACGAAAUCAAACAGAACGCCAGGCGAAGAAUAACGUAGAUUUAACUAUUUAUGUAUCUAGUUUUUUAUGUAGGAUUUUUAGUGUAAAAACAAUACAAAUUACCGGUAGUUUUCACUGCAUUUUAAACGGUAUUGAUGCUAUUAUCCUCCUCAGCAACGCGUCCCAAAUGAUAGUACGAUUAAAAUAAAACACGUUCAAAAUAUAUUACAAAAAAAAAAUCAUUCAAAAGGACUAGAUUUCAAAGGAAAGUUACACAUCAAUUUAAGUAAAUCGGCAGUGGAUGCGCUUCGGAAUUGACCACGAACUUGUCCAAGUCCAGCAAUUUGGGAUCGUCGCUGAACAGCAAGUACAGAUACUUGAGCGUCUCCGACAGGAAGAACGACUCCAUCAUGUCCUUCGGUCGAACGUUCGCCGCGUUCUUCACGUUACCGAUCGACGUGUACCCGUUCAGCACCCGCGUGUAGUUCUCGAACCCCCGGAAUAUCCGCCAGCCCCAAUCCUGGUAAGUCGCGUUGCCCGUCAACUGGUACAUGUACCACAAGCUCUCGAUGAACUCCGGUCGCAGGAGGUUGUGCGCGUCGUUCGAUUUCACGUACAUGUCCUUCGGCUUUGUGUUCUCCGACUUGAAACACAAAAGUUUGG